Coccomyxa subellipsoidea C-169 is the source of this 1284-nucleotide messenger RNA. Its product is annotated as Bromodomain-domain-containing protein. The record is from RefSeq and is a predicted model, not a curated record. Gene Ontology annotation, molecular function: protein binding. The transcript is spliced from 6 exons. Lineage: Eukaryota; Viridiplantae; Chlorophyta; Trebouxiophyceae; Coccomyxaceae. Bases 148 to 1284 code for a protein of 378 amino acids.
AACGGGGAUCGCCUGCUGUCGCUCCGCCGUGAGCGUGCGUGCCUUUAACGUUAUGUUGUAGCUCCUGAGGAGACCAGUAGCUUCCAUUUGCACGUUGUGUGGUGUUCUAAGACCCACGGACGGCCGAGAAAUCCGCCUAAAACACGUAUGGUCCAGAUGAUUGAGAAAUACCGGAAGUUGAGUCUGCGACUCGACAACGGGGCCGUCAUCGGUCACAGCGAGAAGUUGUUGGGCGAUCCAAAUGGCGGGCCGGUGCUGCUGCCGGUUGAUAAGGCCUUUUCGCGCGGCUUGGUCACUGAGCGGCAGGUCAAGCGAUUGGAAGCGUUGCUGAUCCAGAUGCACUCACGUGCACCCAACGCUGCGCCGUUGAGGAGCCUUUCUGAGCUCAACCGGAAACGGAAGGAGCCCGACUCUGCUCAGGAGUUGGCUGGCCACCCGAAAGCUGCUCACCUUAACAACGGUCGCCGUGGUGGCAAAGGGGAGCGGCACUCUAUGGGCGGCUCCCUGGGCAAUUCUUCGUGGGGUGGCGGCGAUUUUUAUGCAAAGUGCACUGAGAUCCUGACCGAGGUGGAGAAGAACCUGGGCCUGAACCUGUACAUCUUCGCAGCGCCGGUGAAGGCAGCAGACUACCCAGAGUACCACAAAGUCGUGAAGGUGCCUAUGGACCUGGGGACCAUGCGUGGCCGCCUCGAGGGCCGCCAGUACAACAACCCCCAGGAGUUCUGCGAUGACAUGCGGCAGGUGUGGAUCAACUGCGCGCUGUACAACCACAAGGACACGGUGGUGGGCAAGGCGGGAUCGCGCGCGGACGCCAAAUUCGAGCAGCUCUGGGCGGCCUCCGGGUACGACCAGGGCGGGCGGCGGCGCCGCGUGACGGGCGGCAUCGCUGCGCACAAGUAUGAGCCGUCGCUGGACCCCGAGCCCAAGCCGCCCGCGCGCAAGACCAGCAGCAGCGGCCAGCGCAACGGACGCAGGGAGGGCCUGCAGCGCAUGAAGAGCGUGAACAACAAGCCCAUGCCCAUGGAGAUGAUGCAGGAGCUUGCCAGCCGGCUUGGCCAGUUCGCAGAGGAUGACAACAUGGAACAGAUCCUGUCGAUCAUCAGGGAGGGGCAGACUGUGGAGCUGCAGAGCAAUGGCGAGGUGGAGCUGGACUUUGACACUCUCGAGAAUGCCACCCUUUGGCGCCUGUGGGACUUCACAGAAAACAUGAAUCUGCCAACCACCAUCAGCCCAGCCGACAGCGAACCCUCUGACUCUGAUGACUCCGGCGACGAGCCCGGCUGA